AUGGUCAACGAAAAGAACCCUUACAUGUUCGAACUCGCCAUGUGCCACUUGCACCACGGAGGAAUUCAGCGCAACGCUGACGACGAAAUUUGCACCUUGAAUACGCGAGAACAGAUUGCCAAACGACGAUUUGUCUAUCGCAAGGUCAAGGACGUCUGCAUGGAAGAUGCAGCACCCGUAGAAGUAGAACAACAACCAACAACAACUAAAGACGUCGAGACAAUAGAACAAGUCUUGACCGUCGACGACAACAAUGAGAUGGCAUCCGAUGCCACAAUCACAUGCGAGGCAGCGGUGGCUCCCACAUGCACAGCAGUGGUCCCAUACAUUCAAAAGUGGCAUGUGGCACACUUCAAGAUCAGUGUGCAUGGACAACAACCAUUUGUAUUGGAGAUACGAAUGAUGAAUGGUGUGCUACUUGGAGUUGUACCGAACGACAUUCUCGCAGCAUUGAUGAAGGAUGGUGGAGACCUUGUCAAAGAAUUGAUGCGGCGGCACAAGACACUACGAUUGGAAGCCUCAGACGAUACGGAUUACGAAUUCGGGACGGGCCAAGUGGUAGCUGAAGAACCACUGGUCGAGGUCGAGGAACAACAACAAGUUGAUGCUGAUGAACCACUAGUUGACAACCGAGUCGACGAGGAGGAUAAUGUGGACACAGUACAAUCAACUUUGCGACGAUCAAAGAGACGCAUGGCGGCGAUUGCAUCUCAGAGAAUCGCAGAACAAAUCAAGAAGAAGCCACGGCGGGUGGCAGUUCAAGAACCUACAAUCAAACGUAGACGGGCGGCGGCCACCAAGAAAAAGUCGACAAAGCCAAAGGUGAAGGGCAAGAAGAAGACGACACAACCUCUGAUGGACACACAGCAACAAACAACAGUUCAGACAACAACAACUCUUUCUGGGCGGCAAGUCAGAAAGCCUGACCGGUACAUUCCAGUCUAG
This is a messenger RNA of Seminavis robusta, 945 nucleotides long. Lineage: Eukaryota; Bacillariophyta; Bacillariophyceae; Naviculales; Naviculaceae. The record is from the annotation of a GenBank genome assembly.